UGGGUGUGCCUUGCAGGCCCUACAUGUCCGAGGGAACGCUGAGGGAUCAGGUGAUCUAUCCAGACUCUGUGGAGCAGAUGGCCAACAAAGGAAUGACAGACUCGUGUCUGAAGGAGAUCCUUUGCACCGUGCACCUUCUCUACAUCUUGGAGAGGGAGGAAGGUUGGGAGUCAGUCAACGACUGGAAGGACGUCCUGUCAGGAGGAGAGAAGCAGCGUAUGGGAAUGGCUCGCAUGUUCUACCACAAGCCCAGCUACGCUCUGCUGGAUGAAUGCACCAGCGCCGUGAGUAUCGACGUGGAAGGCAGCAUCUUCCAGGCUGCAAAGGAGGCUGGGAUAUCCCUGCUCUCAAUCACCCAUAGACCCUCCCUCUGGAAGUACCACUCUCACAUCCUGCAGUUCGAUGGCGAAGGCGGCUGGCGCUUUGAGCGUCUGGACGCAACCACUCGUUUGUCUCUGCAGGAAGAAAAGCGGCGUCUGGAGAGCCAGCUGUCAGGAAUCCCCAAGAUGCAGCAGCGUCUGUCUGAGCUCUAUGUCCUGCUGGGGGAGGGGCAUCGUGAGGCCCCACCCAACCAGCACGCUGCUCUCUCCUGAGAUAUCCCAUGCAUAGGAUGAUGGGGCCUUCACGAGACUCUACCGUACGUGACGAAGGAUUGUUUUUCAACAAGACAACUUGAGUAUUUGUGUUUAAAAAUGUUUUUAAAAAAUCCAACCAGCUUCCUGGUGACUACCUUUAUUUUUAGAAGCUUUUCAAAAUAAAAGUUUGCGAAGGGACAUUGAUUGACAA
Hippocampus comes (tiger tail seahorse) is the source of this 786-nucleotide messenger RNA. Its product is annotated as ATP-binding cassette sub-family D member 2-like. Lineage: Eukaryota; Metazoa; Chordata; Actinopteri; Syngnathiformes; Syngnathidae. The record is from RefSeq and is a predicted model, not a curated record. Gene Ontology annotation, cellular component: peroxisomal membrane. Gene Ontology annotation, molecular function: ATP hydrolysis activity; long-chain fatty acid transmembrane transporter activity; ATP binding. The transcript is spliced from 6 exons. The coding region runs from base 24 to 593 and encodes 189 amino acids. Gene Ontology annotation, biological process: very long-chain fatty acid catabolic process; long-chain fatty acid import into peroxisome; peroxisome organization.